Molecule: messenger RNA, 1080 nt
Organism: Triticum turgidum subsp. durum (durum wheat)
Lineage: Eukaryota; Viridiplantae; Streptophyta; Magnoliopsida; Poales; Poaceae
Source: the annotation of a GenBank genome assembly
AUGGGAAGAAACCAGCCAGCUUACCAAGAGGAAGAAAUGAUGACCACUUUUUGUAUUAUCUCGAAAGUUUUCAUUGGAUCUAGAAGUAAUCACAACGUCACUUUUCUUAGGAGAUUUCAUGGUAGUUUUUGGAAACUUCAAUUGAUUAAUGAGGUCAGGAGACUCUAUAAUUCGAAUGAUAUGUGGAGAGAGCGGGGCGUCUUACCCGCAUCAAUCGAUACCAUGGUGUCGCAUAUACACGAAGGUUAUUCUUCAUUUCAUCCCAAAUUGGUAUACAAAACCUAUAAAUAUGGUAGGGGUGGUAUGACUUUGCAGGAACAUUUCACUCUGGAAAGGCAAGAUGAGCUUGGCUAUUUAAGUGCCAGGCGCCCACUCAUCAAUGCUGGUGAUUGGCCUUGUAUGGCUGUGUCAUCUCUUCCAAUAGAUGUACUACUUUUGAAAGCGUUAGCUAAUAUCUUAAUGCGGGAGUUUCUAGUGAUAAGAAACAAUCUUCCGUCUAGAUUAUUUUAUUAUAAUGAAAUGUUGGAUUACCACCAAAGGUUCUGGCAUGGUCAAAGUGGUGUAGAGAAAAUAGUCUGUGUGGAUUUGAGUCAUAGUAUCCGGUAUGUUUCUACUCCACGUCUAUGGAAUACCUUAAAGUGUCUACACAAUCUGGAUGUGAUUUCCCACAUCUUAAAGGAAUUUCUAUCUCUCCCGAUAUAUAAUGCUGCCACUAACCUCCAAAUUCCUCAUUCGAAUUGUAUACCAUUGAUAGGUGAAUUGAGCGACGUGCUCCUACAUCUCUUUUUGCAACAUCAAUUCAAUAGGGAGGUCCUGAGCCGGUAUGAAGGUGUUCUUUAUACAAGAUGGGACACCAAUGUCCUUCUAGCUUCAACACGCUAUGAUUCAUAUCAUCUUGACCGUCCUCAAAUUCUGGACAUCUUAAGGCACGUAAAUCUAAGUGGAUUUAUUUCCGUGAUCGAACGUGGUGGCGGGGGCAUGCACGUGACCCCUGAGAAAUCUCAGAUAUUCCUCAGUGCAGAUGGUGAUGUUAGUAUCCCUCAACUAAGCGAAGGUGAGACUGACUAUGAUAGUGAAUGA